This is a messenger RNA of Bursaphelenchus okinawaensis, 1846 nucleotides long. NCBI's taxonomy places the organism in Eukaryota, Metazoa, Nematoda, Chromadorea, Rhabditida, Aphelenchoididae. The record is from the annotation of a GenBank genome assembly.
AUGACCGUGACUGAUCAUUCGAAGAGGCGUGUUUCCUAUUACUAUGACCGUAAGUUUUAUUAUCUUUAUGUCUUCUACUUUUAAUAUUAUGGUUAAAGUCUUAAAUUUAAUUGGAUGUUCUAAUGUUUUAUACGUUUCAGCUAACAUUGGUAACUAUUACUAUGGUCAAGGUCACGUCAUGAAGCCCCAUCGUAUUCGUAUGUGUCAUCACCUUCUCUUGAACUACGGUCUAUAUAGACACUUGGAGGUGUACAGACCAUUCCCAGCGAGCUUCGAGGAGAUGACAAGGUUUCACACCACUGAUUACAUGCAGUUCUUGCAGUCGGCUAACCCUGAUAAUCUUCGAGCAUUCAGCAAGCAGAUGUUGAAGUGUGAGUGUCACUUUAGGUUGAUUACAUUUUAAUUUUAGUUAACGUCGGAGAAGAUUGUCCAGUGUUUGAUGGACUAUACGAGUUCUGUCAGUUGUCCAGCGGUGGAUCUUUGGGUAGGUUAAAGAAUGCCUACAAAUUAUGUAUGAUAUACUUUGCAAAAGUUUAUUAUUAUAAAAGGAUGUCUCUAAAUAUAUAAUUUUGCAGCUGCUGCUGUAAAAUUGAACAAGCAGAAGGCCGAUAUUGUGAUCAACUGGAUGGGCGGUCUUCAUCACGCCAAAAAAGCCGAAGCUUCUGGAUUCUGCUAUACCAAUGACAUCGUACUGGGUAUCCUUGAACUUCUAAAGUAUCACCAAAGAGUACUGUACGUAGACAUUGAUGUGCAUCACGGUGACGGUGUCGAAGAAGCCUUCUACACCACCGACCGUGUGAUGACUGUAUCGUUCCACAAGUACGGAGACUUCUUCCCCGGAACUGGAGAUAUCCAUGACAUCGGGGCUGGAAAGGGAAGGAACUACUCUGUGAAUGUGCCGUUGAGAGAUGGGAUCAGCGACAACAGCUACCAGAGCAUCUUCAAGCCGGUCAUGACCAAGGUAAUGGAGACCUUCAACCCAAAUGCUGUGGUCUUGCAAUGCGGGGCUGACUCCUUAAAUGGCGACAGAUUGGGGCCGUUCAAUUUGACAUUGAGAGGUCACGGGGAAUGUGUCAAGUUCUUCAGAGAUUACAACGUUCCCCUGAUGUUGUUGGGAGGUGGAGGAUACACUCCACGGAACGUUGCCAGAUGUUGGACCUACGAAACUUCGUUAGCUGUUGAUAUGCCUAUUAACGAUGGUAAGAUAGUUUUAAAUUUUUAAGGGUUCCUUAAAAACUGAUAUUUUUUAAUAGGGUAAUAGAAAAAAAGUUUAAAGGUGUUUUUUGCAAGAAAAGACAUUUAAAAUGUUUUAGAGUUACCGUACAAUGACUACUUUGAAUACUUUGGCCCCAAUUACCGGCUACACAUCGAGCCUUCUCAAGCUACCGAUGAGAACGAUCAAGCUUAUCUUCUAAAGAUCCAAGAAGCUGUGGUCGAGAAUCUCAGAAAGCUUCAAGGCCCCUCCAGUGUCCAAAUGCACGGUAAGCAUCAAUACUAGCAUGUGACAGAUCAAAGAACUGUUUUUUCCACUCGAACUGUCAUUAAUAAUAUAUUUUAUUUUUAAUGCACAAAUAUUUGACGAUGUUAUUUAGCUGUCGACAAGGACAUAAUGGAGGUGGACGACACGAAGUUGAUCGAUGGAGCCAAUCCAGAUGAAAGAUUGCCCGACGCCGUGGUGGACAAGAUGGUGGAAGACACGGGAGAGCUGUACGAUGGAGAGAAGGAAGGUGGGGACGAGAGAAACGAACAGUCCUACAAGCGGCCUCACGAGGAAGGAGACUCUCCUACCCCCAAAAAAGCUAAGGAAGACGACCAACCGGCUGAGCCAGCUACUCCAGAAAGCUAA